Molecule: messenger RNA, 1402 nt
Organism: Rosa rugosa (rugosa rose)
Lineage: Eukaryota; Viridiplantae; Streptophyta; Magnoliopsida; Rosales; Rosaceae
Exons: 9
Coding region: 134-1234 (366 amino acids)
Biological process (GO): CAAX-box protein processing
Cellular component (GO): membrane
Molecular function (GO): metalloendopeptidase activity
Source: RefSeq, a predicted model, not a curated record
ACUAUAUAUCUCCUCCGCGAAACUCAAACCAGAGCCAAACAAUAGAGCUGAACUAUGCUCGAUGAAGACGACGAAAACUUGACUACGUGAGCCAACUGCCCUUCUCGAUUUCUGUGCCUCCUCGUCUCUCGCAAUGGAGCUUCCGCUCAUAUCGCUAGCCGCUACUACUAGUACUACUUCCACGGCGUCGUUUGGCGGUAAGCUCGGGCUGUGCGAUUUUCCGGUGACGAGAAAGAGGCGGGACGGAGGUAGGGUUUCUGUGCGGCAGGUUAGGGCUUCGGCGGAGCAGAGGAGUAGCGAGGGUAUUAAUGGAAGUGAGGCGGAGAGUGGAAGACGGCGGUUCACGAGUCCUGCCAUGGAGGUCACCACAUUGAAUCCGAGCUUCAAUGAAGCUGAGUAUCCUGUUUGGGAGAAGAUUGGUGCUGUUGUUAGACUUAGUUAUGGAAUUGGUAUAUAUGGUGCAAUGGCUUUAGCGGGUAGAUUUAUAUGCUCAACGAUGGGUAUCGAUAUCGUGGGAGGUUUCGAGUUAAAUUUAGAUGCAAUUGUACAAGGGCUUGGAUAUGCAGCUCCACCAAUCAUGGCGCUUCUUUUUAUACUCGAUGAUGAAGUUGUAAAGUUAUCACCUCAUGCACGUGCAAUUAGAGACGUAGAGGAUGAGGAGCUGCGCAGUUUCUUUUAUGGAAUGUCACCAUUGCAGUUCAUACUAAUUGUUACUGCAAGCUCUUUGGGAGAGGAACUUUUCUACAGGGCUGCUGUUCAGGGAUCAUUAGCCGAGAUAUUUUUGAAGGGAACAGAUCUGGUGACAGACAUUCGAGGAAUGGCAUCUCUGUCUGGGGUUCUACCCCCAUUUGUCCCAUUUGCUCAGGCAUUUGCAGCAGUGAUCACAGCUGCUCUUACAGGUUCUUUGUACUAUGUGGCUGCCUCUCCAAAAGAUCCUGCUUAUGUAGUUGCACCAGUUUUACAAUCUCGCUCUGGUCGUGAAGAUCUGAAAAAGCUGUUUGCAGCUUGGUAUCAGAGAAGGCAAAUGAAGAAGAUAUACUCUCCCCUUCUUGAAGGACUUUUGGCCCUCUAUCUCGGUUUUGAGUGGAACCAGACGAAUAAUCUUCUUGCACCUAUGAUCACCCACGGCAUAUAUUCUGCUGUGAUAUUGGGUCAUGGCCUUUGGAAGAUACAUGAUCAUCGUAAACGACUACAUCAGAGAAUCGAGCAGCUUAAAGAACAAAGUAGAGAGUAGAUAGAAUCAUGAAGGAGCUUUACAGUGUGGAAUCACCAAAUGUGGUGCAAAUUUGUAAAUUACAUAGCAGGGCAAAUGUUACUUGUAUUAUAUAUUAACGUAAGUUAAAAAUUCAGGUAUAUAUGCACGCUUUAUAUCAGUUUAAUACAUAGAGGCUUAGUUCUUGUA